Eucalyptus grandis is the source of this 1341-nucleotide messenger RNA. Its product is annotated as probable aldo-keto reductase 1. NCBI's taxonomy places the organism in Eukaryota, Viridiplantae, Streptophyta, Magnoliopsida, Myrtales, Myrtaceae. The coding region runs from base 118 to 1191 and encodes 357 amino acids. The transcript is spliced from 7 exons. Gene Ontology annotation, cellular component: cytoplasm. The record is from RefSeq and is a predicted model, not a curated record.
AUUUGGAGUUUUCCUUUCUUUAUCAUUAUCGCCUAAACUCCCAUAGAUUUGCAGAAAUUUUAACGAUCCUGAAACCAGAAAAUACAGUAAGUAGAAACUUCAAGAUAUCAUCUGAAGAUGGCUGAGCAUCAGGGGGAUCGGAUUCCGCGAGUGAAAGUCGGAGCUCAGGGUCUUGAGGUUUCAAAGUUGGGUUUUGGCUGCAUGGGACUCACUAGUAUUUACUAUGAUCCUAUCCCAGAUGAAGUCGGCAUAUCGAUCAUCACCCAUGCAUUCGCUAAGGGAAUAACAUUCUUCGACACGUCAGACAUAUAUGGACCAAAAACCAAUGAGAUUCUUGUUGGAAAGGCAUUGAAGAAGUUGCCGCGGGAGGAGGUGCAGCUAGCCACCAAGUUCGGUGUGGUGAAAAUUGAAGCGGACAAUAUGGUGAUCAAGGGGACGCCUGAAUAUGUCCGCUUGUGUUGUGAGUCAAGCCUCAAGCGCCUUGGUGUCGAGUACAUUGACCUCUAUUACGUGCACCGGAUUGACACAUCGGUCCCGAUAGAGGAAACUAUGGGGGAACUGAAGAAGUUGGUGGAAGAGGGGAAAGUCAAGUAUAUUGGCUUGUCAGAGGCCAGCCUUGACACCAUACGGAGAGCACACGCAAUUCAUCCCAUCACGGCCUUACAGAUGGAGUGGUCACUCUGGACACGAGAAAUCGAGCAAGAAAUCGUCCCGCUCUGCAGGGACCUCGGAAUUGGCAUCGUUCCAUAUAGCCCUCUUGGUCAUGGGUUCUUCGGUGGCAAGGGAGUCACUGAAACUGUGCCUGCUAAUGGAUUUCUGUUUUCCCCUUUUAUUUCUCAGGGAAGAUUUCCUAGGUUUCAAGCAAAGAAUUUGGACAAAAACAAGGUUCUUUACGCUCGAAUGGAGAAGUUAGCAGAAAAGCACAAUUGCAGCCCUGUACAGCUUGCACUCGCGUGGGUUCUUCAUCAAGGCGAUGAUGUUGUGCCCAUCCCUGGAACGACAAAAAUUAAGAAUCUCGAUGAUAACAUUGGUUCCUUGAGAGUGAAGCUUACGGAGGAAGACAUGAAAGAGAUCUCGGAUGCUGUACCGAUUGAUGACAUUGCCGGUGACAGGAUUGAUGAGCACCAUGUUCGCUGCUCGUGGAAGUAUGCGAACACGCCCCUGAGAGAUGGGAAACCGUCGGCUUAUUAGACUUCUUUUGAUUGUGUUGAUGAAGCAUCGUUUGGCUCUCUGCCCUCUUUUGCUCCUUGUAACAGCAGUCAGAAAUUAAAACUCAGAAUAGCUUAUAUAAAAACAAAGCCAAACCAGGCAAUUCUAAGUUAUUGGCUUCUUUUGUCCUCA